Neomonachus schauinslandi (Hawaiian monk seal) is the source of this 3472-nucleotide messenger RNA. RefSeq names its product ATPase phospholipid transporting 11C (gene ATP11C). The coding region runs from base 1 to 3360 and encodes 1119 amino acids. The record is from RefSeq and is a predicted model, not a curated record. Gene Ontology annotation, biological process: phospholipid translocation. Gene Ontology annotation, cellular component: trans-Golgi network; endoplasmic reticulum; recycling endosome. Gene Ontology annotation, molecular function: ATP hydrolysis activity; ATP binding; magnesium ion binding. The transcript is spliced from 29 exons. Lineage: Eukaryota; Metazoa; Chordata; Mammalia; Carnivora; Phocidae.
AUGCAGAUGGUCCCAUCUUUCCCUCCUGCCUCUGAGUGUGCUGGAGAAGAGAAAAGAGUUGGUACACGCACAGUGUUUGUUGGCAAUCAUCCAGUUUCAGAAACAGAAGCUUACAUUGCACAAAGAUUUUGUGAUAAUAGAAUAGUCUCAUCUAAGUAUACACUUUGGAAUUUCCUCCCAAAGAAUCUGUUCGAACAGUUUAGAAGAAUUGCAAAUUUUUAUUUUCUCAUCAUUUUCCUUGUGCAGGUCACAGUAGACACACCGACUAGCCCGGUUACCAGUGGACUUCCACUUUUCUUUGUUAUAACUGUUACAGCCAUCAAGCAGGGAUAUGAGGAUUGGCUAAGACACAGAGCUGACAAUGAAGUCAACAAGAGCACUGUUUACAUUAUUGAAAAUGGAAAGCGAGUGAGAAAAGAGAGUGAAAAAAUCAAGGUUGGUGAUGUAGUAGAAGUACAGGCAAAUGAAACCUUCCCCUGUGAUCUUAUUCUUCUAUCAUCCUGCACUAGUGAUGGAACCUGUUACGUUACUACAGCCAGUCUUGAUGGGGAAUCCAAUUGCAAGACACAUUAUGCAGUACGGGAUACCACUGCCCUGUGUACAGCCGAGUCCAUUGAUACCCUCCGAGCAGCAAUUGAAUGUGAGCAGCCUCAGCCUGACCUCUACAAGUUUGUUGGACGAAUCAAUAUCUACAGUAAUAGUCUUGAGGCGGUUGCCAGGUCUUUGGGACCUGAAAAUCUCUUGUUGAAAGGAGCCACACUAAAAAAUACCAAGAAGAUAUAUGGAGUUGCUGUUUACACUGGGAUGGAAACCAAAAUGGCUUUGAACUACCAAGGAAAAUCUCAGAAGCGUUCUGCUGUUGAAAAAUCCAUUAAUGCCUUCCUGAUUGUGUAUUUAUUUAUCUUACUGACCAAAGCUGCAGUAUGCACUACUCUAAAGUAUGUUUGGCAAAGUAACCCCUAUAACGAUGAACCUUGGUAUAACCAAAAGACUCAGAAAGAGCGGGAAACUUUGAAGGUUUUGAAAAUGUUCACUGACUUCCUGUCAUUUAUGGUUCUAUUCAACUUUAUCAUUCCUGUAUCCAUGUAUGUCACGGUAGAAAUGCAGAAAUUCUUGGGCUCCUUCUUCAUUUCAUGGGAUAAGGACUUUUAUGAUGACGAAAUUAAUGAAGGAGCCCUGGUUAACACAUCAGACCUUAAUGAAGAACUUGGUCAGGUGGAUUAUAUAUUUACAGACAAGACUGGAACACUCACUGAAAAUAGCAUGGAAUUCAUUGAGUGCUGCAUUGAUGGGCACAAGUAUAAAGGUGCAGCUCAGGAGACUGAUGGACUCUCUCAAACUGAUGGACCCUUAACGUAUUUUGACAAAGCAGAUAAGAACCGAGAAGAGCUCUUUCUGCGUGCCUUGUGUUUAUGUCAUACUGUAGAAAUUAAAACAAAUGAUGCUGUUGAUGGACCUACAGAAUCAGCUGAAUUAACUUACAUGUCCUCUUCACCAGAUGAAAUAGCUUUGGUGAAAGGAGCUAAAAAGUAUGGGUUCACAUUUGUAGGAAUUCGGAAUGGCCAUAUGAGAGUAGAGAACCAAAGAAAAGAAAUAGAAGAGUAUGAACUUCUUCACACCUUAAACUUCGAUUCUGUCCGUCGUCGUAUGAGUGUCAUUGUGAAGACUCAAGCAGGAGACAUACUUCUCUUUUGUAAAGGAGCAGACUCAGCAGUCUUCCCCAGGGUGCAAAAUCAUGAAAUUGAGUUAACUAAAGCCCAUGUGGAACGUAAUGCAAUGGACGGGUAUCGGACACUUUGUGUAGCCUUCAAAGAAGUCGCUCCAGAUGAUUAUGAAAGAAUUAACAGACAGCUCAUCGAGGCAAAAAUGGCCUUACAAGACAGAGAAGAAAAAAUGGAAAAGGUUUUUGAUGAUAUUGAGACAAACAUGAAUUUAAUUGGAGCCACUGCAGUGGAAGACAAGCUGCAAGAUCAAGCAGCUGAGACCAUUGAAGCUCUGCAUGCAGCAGGUCUGAAAGUCUGGGUGCUGACUGGGGACAAGAUGGAGACAGCCAAAUCCACCUGCUAUGCGUGCCGCCUCUUCCAAACCAGCACUGAGCUCUUGGAACUGACUACAAAAACCAUCGAAGAAAGUGAAAGGAAAGAAGAUCGAUUACAUGAAUUGUUGAUAGAAUAUCGUAAGAAGUUGCUGCAUGAUUUUCCUAGAAGUACUAGAAGCCUUAAAAAAGCAUGGACAGAACAUCAAGAAUAUGGAUUAAUCAUCGAUGGCUCCACAUUGUCACUCAUACUAAAUUCUAGUCAAGACUCCAGUUCUAACAAUUACAAAAGCAUUUUCUUGCAGAUAUGUAUGAAGUGCACCGCAGUGCUCUGCUGUCGGAUGGCGCCUUUACAGAAAGCCCAGAUUGUCAGAAUGGUGAAGAAUUUAAAAGGCAGCCCAAUAACGCUGUCGAUAGGUGAUGGUGCCAAUGAUGUUAGUAUGAUCUUGGAAUCCCAUGUGGGAAUAGGUAUUAAAGGCAAAGAAGGUCGGCAAGCAGCCAGGAAUAGCGAUUAUGCUGUUCCGAAGUUUAAACAUUUAAAAAAACUGCUCUUGGCUCACGGACAUCUAUAUUAUGUGAGAAUAGCACACCUUGUACAGUAUUUCUUCUAUAAGAACCUUUGUUUCAUUUUGCCACAAUUUUUGUACCAGUUCUUCUGUGGAUUCUCACAACAGCCACUGUAUGAUGCCGCUUACCUUACAAUGUACAAUAUCUGCUUCACAUCCUUACCCAUCCUGGCCUACAGCCUGCUGGAGCAGCACAUCAACAUUGACACUCUGACCUCAGAUCCCCGAUUGUAUAUGAAAAUUUCUGGCAAUGCCAUGCUACAGUUGGGACCCUUCUUAUAUUGGACGUUUCUAGCUGCAUUUGAAGGGACAAUGUUCUUCUUUGGUACUUACUUUCUUUUUCAGACUUCAUCCCUAGAAGAAAAUGCAAAGGUAUAUGGAAACUGGACUUUUGGAACCAUUGUUUUUACAGUCUUAGUAUUCACUGUAACUCUGAAGCUCGCCUUGGAUACUCAUUUCUGGACAUGGAUAAAUCACUUUGUGAUUUGGGGUUCUUUAGCCUUUUAUGUAUUUUUCUCAUUCUUCUGGGGAGGAAUUAUUUGGCCUUUUCUCAAACAACAGAGAAUGUAUUUCGUAUUUGCUCAAAUGCUGUCUUCUGUAUCUACAUGGUUGGCCAUAGUUCUUCUAAUAUUUAUCAGCCUUUUCCCGGAGAUUCUCCUGAUAGUAUUAAAGAAUGUAAGAAGAAGAAGUGCCAGGAAUCCGAAUCUUGAACUGCCUAUGUUAUUGUCCUACAAGCAUAUUGACAAUGGUUACAGCUAAAAAAGAAAGCAGGAAGAAACAACUACAAAAAGUUUUCAUCUCAGGAUACUCAAUAUGCAACAAAUUAAACCACUCUCUUAUGUCUAGGGUUCAGAAUCAAUGUCCAUUAAAA